AAGAUGGUGACUAUUCUUAAUUUUUUAAAGAUGGUGCCUCCCACAUGAAUAGAACCAGGUUUUUCAAAGAUGGUUCCUCCCACAUGAAUAUACUAUUCUUAAUUUUUUAGUGGCUCAGGGACGCAGAAAAAAGCAAAUGAAAAACUCUUCCAACAUUUCGGAACCACCUCGAAACGGAAGUCAACUUGUAUUGAUCAUGCAAAGCGAAGAGGGAAAUGAAGCAGCAGACGGUUCUUCUUCAGCUCCAAAGCAAAGCUCAAUGGAGUCUCCCAACAGAUUGCCAGCUGAAAUUUCCAAUGAGACUCAAACUACCAGAAAGUCAUUCAAUCGGCCGUCACUUAUCUCCAAACCCAAGUCCAGAAAGUCGUUCAACAGGUCAGUUCUCUCCAAGCCCAAGUCCAGAUUUGGGGAACCGUCAGUGCCCAUUGACUCUGAUUUGUUUGAAGAGAGCAAUAGUGUGGAAAAUUCACCUCCUAAUAGUAAUAUGGGUUCAUUCAAUAGGGCCAAUAAUAAUUCCCCUGAUUUUAGAACUGUCUCCAUCAGCUCUGCAUGGAACCCAGUAAUGGCGUCUCCAGGCAGGGCCAAAGCCAAAGAGGAGGACGAAAAGUUUUACAAGGUGAUCAGGGUAUUGAUUGAGUGGACUGUUUUCUUGUGCAUUUUGGGUGUUUUAGUGGCUAGCUUGACUGUCGAGAAACUCGAGAAGCUUAAGGUUUGGGGGUUGGAGUUUUGGAAAUGGUGUGUGCUUAUGAUGGUAGUAUUCGGUGGCACGCUGCUCACAUAUUGGUUCACGCAUUUCGUAGUCCUUUUCACCAAGAGGAACAUACUGCUCAGGAAAAAGCUGUUGUACUAUGUUUAUGGAGUGAAGAAGAGUGUUCAGGUUUUCAUGUGGUUGUCUUUGGUUCUUCUAACGUGGUUACUAUUGUUCAAUCCUAGUCGUCAUGAGAUUAAGCGAUCAAAGACUGGUACCAAGAUUUUGAAAUAUGUUACUUGGACUCUUGCUUCGGCUGUUAUUGGGGCAUUUCUGUGGUUGUUGAAAACUCUGUUGUUUAAAAUCGUAGCACUUAAGUUCCAUCUGCGCCACACCUACUUUGAUAGAGUUCAAGAGUCGAUCUUCCAUCAGUACAUUCUUCAGACACUUUCAGGGCAUCCAGUUAUAGAGGAAGCCAAGAGGAUCGGGAGAUCACCGAGCACUGGCCAACUGAGUAUCAUAAGCACCAGGAAGGUCAUUGAUGUAGGAAAGCUUCAAAAGAUGAAGCAGGUUUCGGCUUCUACCAUGGAGGUGUUGGUGGAUGCACUUUCAAGUUCAGCAGGGCUAUCCACUUUCUCUUAUACGUUGGAUCGAGACAGAGGACUUAAACAGAAAGAAAUGCAGAUUGUCAAUGAGAUUCAAGCAAUUGCUGCUGCCUCCCAUAUUUUUACCAAUGUUGCUCAGCGUGAUUACGAGUACAUUGAGGAGGACGACCUCAGGAGGUUCAUGAUUAAUGAAGACGUGGAACUUGUGUUUCGAUUGAUUGAUGUCGGAGAGAUGGGAAAAAUUGACAAAAGAGCUCUAACAGAUUGGGUGGUCAAGGUCUACAAUGGUCGCAAAGCAUUAGAUCAUGCUCUAACUGACACCAAAGCAGCUGUAAAGCAAUUGAACGAAAUUGUGACCGGCAUCCUGAUUGUUAUUAUCAUUGUUGUGUGGCUUAUAUUAAUGGAAGUUGCAACCACGAAAGUACUUGUUUUCAUCUCAUCACAGCUCGUAUUGGCAGCCUUUAUCUUUGGAAACACUUGCAAGAACAUAUUUGAAGCCAUCGUAUUUGUCUUUGUAAUGCAUCCAUUUGAUGUUGGUGAUCGCUGUCUUGUUGAUGGUGUUCCGCUGAGGGUUGAGGAGAUGAACAUCCUUACCACAGUUUUCUUGAAACUAAAUAAUGAGAGGGUAUAUUAUCCAAACUCAGUUUUAUCAACAAAGACCAUUAGCAAUUAUUAUAGAAGUUCAGACAUGGGAGAUACCGUGGAUUUCUCAAUCGAUUUAAUUCCAGUUGACAGAAUUAACCUGCUGAAAGCGAGAAUAAAGAGUUAUUUGGAGAGUAACCCGCAGUAUUGGCACCCAGAUCACAAUGUGGUGGUGAUUGAGAUUGAAAAUGUGAAUAAGUUAAAGAUGGCACUCUAUUUUAAUCACACUAUGAACUUUCAAGAAUUUAGGGAAAUAAAUAAGCGGAGAUCUGAGCUGGUGAUUGCAUUGAUGAGAAUAUUUGAAGAGCUAAACAUCGUAUACAAUCUGCUUCCUCACGAUGUCAGCGUGGCCUAAGGAGCUCAAGGGUCCAAAGUAAACUUGUCUGGGAUUGAUGAGGUCUUACUAUACUCAUUGGUAUUUUAGAUUAUGUUUGAUGCGAGUUAAUAUCGACUUAUCUAGCCUUCUCUGUAUGUAAAUUUGUUGUGGCCUGUUGUAGUAAGUUCCAUCCGCAAUUCUGCAGUUCUUGAUAUGAUAUAUUACCUUCAAGAGAGGACUUCCCAAGGGAUUACUUACAGAACUCCCUUUUCAAUGAGUAAUAUUAGGUGAACUACUUUUUUUA
Messenger RNA from Rosa rugosa (rugosa rose), 2555 nucleotides. Its product is annotated as mechanosensitive ion channel protein 10-like. Lineage: Eukaryota; Viridiplantae; Streptophyta; Magnoliopsida; Rosales; Rosaceae. Gene Ontology annotation, cellular component: plasma membrane. The transcript has 5 exons. Bases 137 to 2290 code for a protein of 717 amino acids. Gene Ontology annotation, molecular function: mechanosensitive monoatomic ion channel activity. The record is from RefSeq and is a predicted model, not a curated record. Gene Ontology annotation, biological process: detection of mechanical stimulus; transmembrane transport; monoatomic anion transport.